AUGACGGUUAAAGAAAAUACAUCAUUUUCUAAUUUACCAUUUUGUUUAAGAUCUUUACCUAUUUUUGUCUUAGAAAAGCCCAUUUGUAGAUUGGAAAAGAAAGGAAAAUUAACAACAUUAACAUCAACUACUUCUUUCUCUUUAACAGCAACUACAACAAGAAUACAACAGAAUUUUGUUAGAACUAAUUUGAUUUAUAGUAAAGCUUUGGUGUUGCGAACAACCGUAAUUUUCCGACCAAAAGCCCUGGAUAUAUGUUUAUCUGCUAAUGGAUUAUCCGCGGACUUAGAACGGAUGCGGAUGAAAAAUCUGGGUCCUUUUUACUCACCUCCCAAAAACUUGAAUUGUACCCGGGGAAUAUUUUGUACGGGGAGGAUACUUUGUUUAGAUUGGUUAAAAGUAAUUAUAAUAAUAGAAUACCUAUAUAUUGUACCCGGAUACAUUUCAUAG
Messenger RNA from Diversispora eburnea, 450 nucleotides. The record is from the annotation of a GenBank genome assembly. Lineage: Eukaryota; Fungi; Glomeromycota; Glomeromycetes; Diversisporales; Diversisporaceae.